AUAAUAAUAAUAAUAAUAAGAAUAUCAGUUCAGAACACAGACAGUAGUAGUAGUUGUAAUUCCCAAGAGUAUCCACCUCCCACAAUACAAAUAGAUCAGGUCGCCAUCACUUAUAUUAUAUUUAGUACCGAUCUCUGGAUCUAUACAUUUAGGUCAUAUUGGUCAAGAUCUACCCACUCGACACAAACUCAAACAUACACAUUCACACACACAGUUAUAAUUAUUAUUCCAGUUCCAGCACUCUCAAUCACUCCAUCAAUCAAUCAAUCAAUCAAUCAAUGUAUA
Messenger RNA from Acytostelium subglobosum LB1, 285 nucleotides. RefSeq lists its product as hypothetical. The record is from RefSeq and is a predicted model, not a curated record. The transcript is spliced from 2 exons. Lineage: Eukaryota; Evosea; Eumycetozoa; Acytosteliales; Acytosteliaceae. The annotation marks the transcript as partial.